ACAUUACCUCUUUGGAAAAGGAAGACUGGAGUAUAGACCUAAUGUGGAACCACUAGCAUCUUCUGGACUCAAAAGAGGCUGAUGGAGAAAAGUCUGGUCACCUUCAUUUUCAUUCCAUGGAAGGAUAAAGGAGCGUGCAGUUGAUAGUUCUCUGAAAGUUCUGUACCUUCCAAGGUCACAUGACUAAACUGGAAGCCAUUUUGUGAUCUCAACGGUAGUUGAUGGAGGGUCCUGAGGAACAGAAAACGCCAGUUCUGUCAGAAAAUGAUUCAACACCAACAGUUUCAACAUCAGAAGUAAUGAGCUUACAAGAUCCCCAGACUCAUAUGGACCCUGUUGCUGAAACCACUGGCGACCACGGCCUCGAAACUGCCGAUGAUCAAGGCUUUCAAACGCCUGCCAACAGAGGCACCCAGGCUGCUGACGCAGCUUCUCUGGGAAACUUACUGGAAGGGAAAGGGACUCAAGAGCAAGAGAUGAGUCCAAGCCAGAAUGAACCUCCUCACGAACUUGAGGACCAGUUUAUAUUGCGUCUGCCUCUGGGACAUGCUUCUACUGUCAGGAAGAUAAUACGUUCUGAAAGUGCUACCAUGAAGGAUAAACUAAAAAUUGACUUCUCUCCUGAUGGCCGCCAUGCAGUUGUUGGGAUAGAAGAUGUUUUACUAGAUGCUAAGCUGGUUGAUCUGCCUUGUAUUAUCAAAAGCCUAAAAAUUCUCAAUAGAAAAACAUUUUAUAAAACGGCAGAUAUUUCCCAGAUGCUUGUGUGCUCUGCUGAUGGUGAUCUCCACUCUUCUGUGGAAGAGCCCAUUACUUCUACUGAUCCUAAAGUAAUCAGGAAAAGUAAAAGAAAGAGACCGAAAAAAUAUGCCUGGAAUCAUGGCAUUACUCCACCACUUAAGAAUAUCAGAAAGAAAAGGUUCCACCAAACAACAAAAAAGCUUGUUGAUUUCAAACAAACUGAAGAAAUCAGCCUCACUGAGUACAAUGAAUGUCCUGAGGAAGUGAAGAAAUUACUGCGUUCAGAUGCUGCAGCUGUCAGUGUCCGAUGGGAAGUCAUUGGUGAAGAUGAAACCAAGGAAGGAGAGAACCAAGCCUCCACCCCAGGCUUUGCAAUCCCCCCAGAAAAAACAACAUGCAAGCAGGGUCGUGUCUCAUCAGGAUUAAAUAGGCUUCAGAAGUUCGGUGAUUUGAGCAGUAACAGUGAUGAGAAGGAUGAAGACGAGGACAAGGAUGAGGAUGAAGAUGACAAAGAAGAUGAGGAUGAGGAGGAAGAUGACAAUGAAGAUGAGGAUGAGGAGGAAGAUGACAAUGAAGAUGAGGAUGAGGAGGAAGAUGACAAUGAAGAUGAGGAUGAGGAGGAAGAUGACAAUGAAGAUGAGGAUGAGGAGGAAGAUGACAAUGAAGAUGAGGAUGAGGAGGAAGAUGACAAUGAAGAUGAGGAUGAGGAGGAAGAUGACGAUGAGGAGGAUCUGGAAAAGGAGCUACAGGUCCAGUUCAUUGAAUCUGGCCAGUAUGAGGCAAAGGAAGGAGCUGAUUCAACAGUCUUGAGAAUACAGCAGCAUAUUCGUUAUGUGGAAAGGAAGCUCCAAGAGAUUCAACAGGAAGCACAAAGAAAGAGGGAUCUCCUUGCGAAAGUGGAAAACCUGUUGCUCAAGAAUUAUUUACAUUCUGUGGUGGAGCAGCUUAUGUUAGAGGAGGAGAAAAAUGAAUAGGGAGCUACAAAAUGCUUCCACCACAGUCUCUGCCUCUAGUUGGGGAGAAAUCCAUGAGAAUUUAAAGGAAUGAGAGCUCACUUUUGUCCAUGGGAAUUAGGGAAGACUUCAUGGAGAGAUGAUUGGCUGGGGCCUUAAAAGGUGGGUAGGGUUUUAAUAAGGAAGUGGGGAAAGGAGACUGUAGAAAGUAGCAUGCACAAUGGCUGAGAGACAGUGAUGCUGGGCUAAGGAGUUUAGAGUUUUGGUGUAGAUCAUAAUGAACCAUCAAAGCUUUUUAACCUAGGGAAUAAUUUAGGAAGAUUUCUCUACCACAGUAUAAGAGAAAUUGGAGAGAGGAUAGAUGAGAGGAAGAUGCAAGUGACAGAAGGAAUCAGAACUUUACAAAUGAUUGUAUUUAAAGGGCCAAAAGGGGAACAAAGAGGAGUCCAAAGCCUGGGUGGAAAAUUGUGUGCCACUAACUGAAAUGAAGACAACAGGAAGAAGAUUAUUGGCAGUGGGGGAUGGAGAAGAUGAUGAGCUGAGUUAGAAGCAUGUUGAGUUGGAAGCACUUUUGAAAAUGGGAGAUUGAAGAGUGGCUCCUGCAGAAAAGAUGACUGAAGGUGUGGGGAUAGAUGACUUAGCCAGGCUGACUGUUCAGCUACAAGUCUGAGCCUAGAGGAAAACCUCCCUUUAGCAGGUGGUGGGAGGAGAAAGAGUCCACAAAGAAAAAAUGGAGUAUUUUGUAAUGUGGCAUUCCUUUCAUUUCACAGACUGAAAAUCUACACUGGUAUGGAGUGAACUCAAUUGAAUAAUAUUCGAAAACAAUCUUUGUAACAAAGAAAGUAUACCUCUCUGAACGUUAUUGGUCACUUUGUCAUUUCAAAUUAAAAAACUUAAGUCCUACACCUCAACAGGUUUAGGGUUUCUGGUUUAGAAAGUAUUAGAAUAUGGCUACACUGAUCUCUCUGUACACUCUUUCCCAAAAGUUCUUGCAAAUUCUUAACAGCAAGCAUAUUUAAUUCUUUAAGCAUAUUCAAUUAUAAAGCUUCCUUUUAUAAGUGGCAUAAUAAAGAACAACAUCAUGGCCACAGCAUUGUGCAUACAUUCUUGAUGGUGGUGCUGUUCUUUGGAACAUUGCAAGACUAAGAUAAUCUUACAAAUGUCAAAUUACAGUAGUUCAUUUUGGUUCAUGUGAGUAAACCCUAGAUCAGGUAGUGAAAUUUAGAUUUCAGGUGAAUUUUUCAUGCUUUUCUGCU
This is a messenger RNA of Manis pentadactyla (Chinese pangolin), 2947 nucleotides long. It is a transcript of the gene TAF7L, whose product is annotated as TATA-box binding protein associated factor 7 like. Gene Ontology annotation, molecular function: RNA polymerase II general transcription initiation factor activity. Lineage: Eukaryota; Metazoa; Chordata; Mammalia; Pholidota; Manidae. The coding region runs from base 222 to 1712 and encodes 496 amino acids. Gene Ontology annotation, biological process: RNA polymerase II preinitiation complex assembly; transcription initiation at RNA polymerase II promoter. Gene Ontology annotation, cellular component: transcription factor TFIID complex. The transcript is spliced from 15 exons. The record is from RefSeq and is a predicted model, not a curated record.